Messenger RNA from Durio zibethinus, 2276 nucleotides. RefSeq names its product transcription factor bHLH48-like. The record is from RefSeq and is a predicted model, not a curated record. Gene Ontology annotation, biological process: regulation of DNA-templated transcription. Gene Ontology annotation, molecular function: protein dimerization activity; DNA-binding transcription factor activity. Lineage: Eukaryota; Viridiplantae; Streptophyta; Magnoliopsida; Malvales; Malvaceae. Gene Ontology annotation, cellular component: nucleus.
UGUGAGACCGACCCAGACGCUACGUUCCCUUCUCUCUUGGCAAAAAUAGAAAUAAAAAAAUAUUUUUUUUUAAAAAUUCCCUUUUUAUAAUUAAACCACACAACUGCGCCAACGUUGCUUUCCCUAUACUUCAUCUGGUUGAGAAGUUCUCUCUUUUGCAGAGCAACAAACUCUCUCUCGAAAAACUUUAACUCAGUUUUGUAAGCUUGACCUGAUCACCAUGGAAGAAACUAACCAAUGUUUCUCUGAAAAUUUCUGAGCCUGUUAGACUUAAAAUUGGGUUGAUUAACUAAGUGGGUACUUAUUAUUUUCAAGAAAUUGAACUCGGUAUUUUUCAGAAUUUCGAACUUGGCUAGUUUUUUUCCCCUAUGGAGCCAAACACAGGGACGGCGGAAACCAGAUCUAAUGGAACGGCGUCGGAUGGGGACGACGUUGCGGCGCUCGAAUCGCUCCAAUUUACAGACGAAAUCCACCGUUUGAUCUCGGCUACGACAACCAAUAAUGCGAGUUCCUUCACGGCUCUGCUUGAACUCCCGGCUCCGGAAGCGGUUGAGCUUCUUCACUCUCCUGAAUCGGCUAAGCUUAUGGCGGCUCCGGCUCCGAAUAUUGAAGAUUUCAAAGCCAGCUUUCAUUUUCCUUCUAAUAGUGGUUUGAUUGAACGAGCUGCGAGGUUCUCUUUGUUUGCUGGGGUGGGUAACAACAACAAUAAUACGAGCAACUCGCCCGAAACGCCGUCGAACAAUCCAAGCGCGAAUCCUCAGAAGGCAGUGAAGAGUGAGCCGGCGGAGACCGAGUCAUCUGAGCCGUUGGUUUCUGAUCCAACGGUGGAGAAGCGGUGUAUCAAGAGAAAGGACCGAGAAAAGAAGGUUAAAGGGUCAACCAAGAAAAGCAAAACCGCGAUGAAUGAGAGCUCAGAGGACGCCGAGAAGCUACCUUACGUUCAUGUCAGAGCUCGUCGCGGACAAGCAACUGACAGCCAUAGCUUAGCAGAGAGAGCCAGGAGAGAGAAAAUUAAUGCACGAAUGAAGCUACUACAGGAAUUGGUACCUGGAUGCAGUAAGAUUUCUGGUACGGCAUUGGUAUUGGAUGAAAUCAUCAAUCAUGUGCAGUUCCUACAACGUCAAGUGGAGAUCUUAUCAAUGAGACUUGCAACAGUGAACCCAAGAAUUGAUUUCGACCUUGAUAGUAUAUUCACAACAGAAAGUGGAUCUCUAAUGGAUAGUAAUUUCCCCAGCAUGGUUAUGCCUCUGGUGUGGCCUGAGGUUCAGGUCAAUGGAAACAGACAACAGUAUCAGCAGCAAUGGCAUUUUGAUGCACUUCAGCAGGCUGUUUGGGGGAGAGAAGAAGUCUGCAAUAAUUACAUUACUCCAGAGAACUCUCUUUUAAGUUAUGACUCCUCGGCAAAUUCAGCGACGUUGCACUCAAAUCAAAUGAAAAUGGAGCUAUGAAACGUCACUCAAAUCAAAUGAAAAUGGAGCUAUGAAGUUCGAAUAAGUUCCAACGGUUAGAUUUAUGGAAAAACUGUUAAAGUGGUAGCUAGUAUUGUAUAUAUCAAAUAUUAGAAAUUAGCAGGAAGUAGAGGAGAGGCCUCACCAUUUAUCUUUGGGUUUCCAUGUCUUCUAUUUACCCCAGUCAGUUGGAAAUCAAAGGAAACCUUUGAUUUCUCAGGACUGGAGACAAGAAAUGUCAGUAUGCUGUUAUUAAAUAUAUAUAUAUAUAUAUAUAUAUAUACUAACUCAGAGUCAUUCAAUCUAAUACUUCAGUUGCGAGGUUGAGUUGAUUCAUAUAGUAAAAUCAUAGAAUGAAAGUAUGAUUAAACUAUUAUGGAAGUCGGCUUCUUUUGUUCAGUAUAUAUGCUGUCUGUCAUCUUUUUAAUUUUUAUAUAUGUUGAAGACAUAAAGAGGCUUUUGUUGAUUGUAGAACCUUAAGUAUUCCUUCUCACCUGACUCUCCAUUUCAACCAUCUUUAUUGUUAUGUUGAAAAGUCAGUCUGCUAUAUUUGGCUGAAUUUAGCUGUGACUGAUCUGACAAUUCCUCUCUUGUGAAAUAUUAAUAAUUUAUAUAUUUAUGUUGUGUUUAAUAUGAAAUGAAAAGGCAGUUUGAAAACCAUUCCUAAUCCCAUUAAAAGCCCCAAAGAAUAGAGAACUUCAUAGUUGUGUUAGGCAUUACAUGUUGAGAAGAUGGAACUACUUGUACUAGAUUUCAGCUUUUUAAAACAAAUUUCUUGUUGUUUUGUAAUCAGUUAACCAUAGCAAAAAGCAACCCAAAAAAUAAUAU